ACUUCUGUGUCUUUGAUAGCAUUCACGAUAUAACUAGCCAGUAGCAGCCAUGGAUUCGCAGUAUCUCGCUUCGUUAGAAGAGACGUUGAGAAAUACGUUGGUUCCUGACUCUGCCGUCAUUAAACAGGCAUCGCAGCAGUUGACCAAACAGUUCUACACCAACUCUCUAGCCCUUCCAGCUUUGUUUCAGAUUUUGCAAACUGCUCAGGACGACAAACUUAAGCAGUUGGCUGCUGUUGAAGCAAGAAAACUCGUGUUGACCAACUGGGCCAAUGUAGACGCUUCUUUGAAGCCUGCUAUCAGGGACAACUUGUUGAACAACACCUUUCAACAACCUAGCAAGUUGAUCAGACACUCCUCAGCCCGUGUCGUUGCUGCUAUUGGUGAACUUGACUUAGAAAGCAAUGAAUGGCAAGAUCUCUUGCCUACUUUGGUGAGCGGAGUGCAGAAUGCCGAUGUCCAGACUAAGGAAAUGGCUGUCUACACCUUGUACACCAUCUUGGAAACUCAGAUCCCAGCCCUUGUAGCUCAUGUAGGCGAAUUCUUGACUUUGUUCUCCAACUUGUUAUCUGACCAAUCCUCCAGAGAUGUCAGGGUCAACUCGGUAUUGUCAUUGGAUGUUCUUUCACAGUUUCUCGAGGAAGAUGCCCAAGUCGAUGCUGCCUCCGCUGCUAAGUUCAGAGACUCUAUCCCAGGAAUGGUUGAGGUAUUGAAAGAGGUUCUUGCUGCUGAUGACUCAGAAAAAGCUAAGGAUAUCUUCAAUGUAUUCAAUUCGUUGAUUUACUUGGACUCGAAGUUGGUAGGUGACCAUUUAGUUUCAUUGAUCCAGUUUGUCGCAGGUAUCGCUUCAAAUACUGACUUGGACGAAGAGUACAGAACGUUUGCAUUGCAAUUUUUGAUCUCAUGUGUCUCUAUGAGAAAAUCCAAGAUCUCCUCCAACAAGUUGGGUCCUCAAUUGACAUUGGUUGCUGUCAAGAUUGCCUGUGAGGAAAUCGAUGUAGAAGCUGAGUUGGAAAAUGAUGAUGAAGAAAACGAAAACGAAGAAAAUUCGCCAUCCAGUUUGGGUUUGAGAUUGGUAGCAAUGUUGUCGGCCGAGUUGGCUCCUUCUCAGGUCAUCACUCCAUUGUUUGAAGCUUUACCCUCGUUGUUAUCUUCUUCCAAUCAGUUCGAGAGAAGAGGUGGUUUGUUAUGUAUAGGUGUUGUUUCAUCUGGAGCUCCAGACUACGUCUCCACUCAUAUCCAAAAGAUUAUUCCAGCUGUUGUUGGAGGUUUAAAGGACUCAGAAAUUCUCGUCAGAGUGGCAGCUUUGAGAACGUUGUCGAAUUUGACUUCCGAAUUGCAAGACAUUGUAGCCGAAUACCACGAGGAGUUGUUGCCAUUGAUUAUCGACAUCAUUGAAACGGCCACCUAUGUCAUUGCCUACAAGUAUGCCUGUUAUGCCUUGGACGGUUUGAUCGAAUUCAUGAGUCACGACUCAAUGGGUACAUAUAUCGAGCCUUUGAUGAACAAGUUGUUCCAGAUGUUGCAACAGGCCAACUCGUCCAAAUUAAAGUCUGCCGUUGUUUCGGCUAUAGGUUCCACUGCUUUUGCUUCUGGUAAGGCUUUCAUCCCAUACUUCAACACAUCUAUUCAGUACUUUGAACCAUUCCUUGCCAAUGCUGCUGAAACCGAUGGUAUGACUGAAGACGACAUCGAGUUGAGAGCCCAAACUUUCGAGAAUAUUUCGACCAUGGCCAGAGCCGUUGGAACUCAAUCCUUCUCCUCGUAUGCUAAACCUUUGGUAGAAGCUGCUUAUGGCUCAUUGAGCUCCGAACACUCUAGAAUCAGAGAGUCUGGUUUCGCCUUCAUCUCCAACAUGGCUAAGGUGUAUGGACCAGAAUUCGCUGGUUUCUUGGACCAGAUCGUACCACAGAUUCUCAAGUGUUUAGAACAAGAUGAGUUCACUUUCAACGUUGAUGAAGUAGACGAAGAGGAUGACGAUGUCGGAAACGCACUCAAGGUCCACACUGGUAUCACUAUUGAAAAGGAAAUCGCCUCUGUUGCUUUGUCUGAAUUGGCUAUCGGUACUGGCAAGGAAUUUGCCAAGUACGUGGAGGCCUCGUUCAAGACGUUGUCGGACCAGAUCGAAAACUCUUAUGGUAUGAGAGAAGCCGCUAUGUCCGCUUUGUUCAAGAUCACCAAGGCUAUGUUCACUGCUGCUCAUGGUGCCUCUUUCAAAGCUCCAAAGGGUGUGCCACAAGCUGCCUACAUUGAUCCAUCUGUUUUGCAAUUGGUUCAACAACUCAGAGAAAUCGCUAUUCCUCUCUUGGAAGAAGAAUUUGAGUUGUCCAUGGUUGCUUGCAUCUUGGAUGGUGUUGCUGAUGCCAUCCAUGUCAUGGGUCCUAACACCAUCGUAGAUGAUGCUUCCAACACUUCUGCCUUGGAACAAUUGUGCGUUCAGUUGAUGUACAUCUUGAAGAAGGAACACCCCUGUCAAGUUGAAGACGAAGAAGGUCCUGCGGACGAAGAAGAUGCUUCUGAAACCGACGCAAUGAUCUACGAGAACGCCUUGGAAGUGUUGGUCAACUUGUCGCUUGAAUUAGAAGGUGACUUCGCCAAGAUCUUCGAAUCUUUCAAGAGCAUCAUCAUCUCUAACGCCCACACCAAGUCCAAGAACAUCAGAGUCAGCUCUGUUGGUGCUUUAGCCGAAAUUGUUGGUGGAUUGAAGUCCAACAACCCUUACGAACAAGAAUUGUUACAAAUAUUCACUGAUAGACUCGCUAACGACAAGUCCUUAGAAGUCAAGGGUAAUGCUGCCUACGGUGUCGGUCUUAUUGUUGAAAACAGUUCAUCUGACCUCUCUAGUGGCUACAACGCUAUCUUACAAUUAUUGUUCCAGUUGUUAAACAAGACAGACAGAAGAGCUGACAACGCUGAUGACGAAGAAACUAAAGACGUCAUCAACAGAUCAUAUGCCAACGCUUCUGGAUGUGUUGCCAGAUUGAUCUUGAAGCACGAACAAGCUGUUCCAUUGCAACAUGUUCUCGGUCCAUUGUUGGCCCACUUGCCAUUAGAAACUGGGCUCGAAGAAAACACUCCUAUCUUCAAGUUGAUCAUCAAGUUAUACAGUGACAACAACGACUUGAUUGUCAAGGAAACCCAAAAGGUGGUGGACAUCUUUGCCAAGGUCUUUGUUGCCGAUGCUGAGAGAAUCAAGUUGGUCAACGAAUCUACUUUAGGUAGAGAAGAAAACCUCGAUAGCAUGAAACAAUUCUCGACUGACGAGUUGAGAUCCAAAGUGGUAGAAUUGUUGAAGUACUUGGAGCAAAAGUUCAGUGGAGUUGUCUCCGCCAACGAAGUAUUGAGGUCGGUCAUUGCCUAAGAAAAAUUGGCUGGUUUCAAACCUUACUUCGUACCUCUACAUAUUCUUCCGAAUAUCUGCGUGAUGUUCCUUAUACACUAAUUUUGUUUUCUCCUGUAUAGCCUACAAUAUAUUAUUUAGAUCUAACCAGGAUUAUCCUCAUUGAUAAUACUCUCUUCUAGAAGUGGACGGGGCUCCCUCAAAGGGACUCGUUGAAAGGGACUGACCCUAUCCUUUUUGUUGUGACAGGUGUGUACAAAAAGUCCGUGUUUUAUGACUCAGGUGUGGGGUAUCUUGCUAUUUAAUUAAAGUGAAAAUUGUAUUUGGCUAGAUAAAUAAUUUCUGGUUU
Messenger RNA from Scheffersomyces stipitis CBS 6054, 3689 nucleotides. RefSeq lists its product as uncharacterized. Bases 50 to 3361 code for a protein of 1103 amino acids. The transcript has a single exon. Gene Ontology annotation, biological process: protein import into nucleus. Gene Ontology annotation, cellular component: nucleus; cytoplasm. Gene Ontology annotation, molecular function: nuclear import signal receptor activity; small GTPase binding. Lineage: Eukaryota; Fungi; Ascomycota; Pichiomycetes; Serinales; Debaryomycetaceae. The record is from RefSeq and is a predicted model, not a curated record.